AUGGAGGAAAACUGGAUUGUGAAGCAGAUGCUGUAUGAACAAAUGAACACACAACAACUGAAUCCUGGCGGACACGCGGUCGAAAGUAGAAAAUCUACUAAUAUUGAUCCUACAAAAUCGGCAGCUGAAACGCAGAACCUCCCAACUAGUGGCAUUCGUGUGGAUUAUCACCUUGCUCCUUUUUCGUUCAGUUGUGUCAUCAAGGAACCAUGA
Messenger RNA from Opisthorchis viverrini, 213 nucleotides. RefSeq lists its product as hypothetical. The transcript has a single exon. Bases 1 to 213 code for a protein of 70 amino acids. Lineage: Eukaryota; Metazoa; Platyhelminthes; Trematoda; Opisthorchiida; Opisthorchiidae. The record is from RefSeq and is a predicted model, not a curated record.